GGGGAGGAGACGCGGGGCCCGGAAGGGGCGGUAUAGGCCACGGCGGGGCGGGGCGGGGCGGAGCAGCUCACAAGAAAGUGGCGGUUUACUUGAGCAGUUGCCUUAGUACCCCGAGCAGUUUGAGACUGUGGCUAGCUGCGGGCCGGUACCUGGCCACUGCUUUCUCAGCAGAGUGGGUCCCCGGGACCUCAGAAGCAGGAUUUUAAUUGGCCCGGGCGUCCCACAGCCGCUCAGCGCUUCUCCCCAUAACCGGAUGCUGAGUAUUUGGACUCUGCCUCUGACCUAGGAGUCACAGAUGCCGAGAAGUAUGGCUCCCCUCAAGAAGUCUCGAAAACCCACAAGGUUGCCCUUGGCCUUAAACCCCUUGAAGAGCAAGAACGUGUUGGCAGUGCUGGCUGAGAGGAACCAGGCUAUAGUACCAGUUGGGGUGUGGGUGGAACCUGCCUCAGCAAAUAGUUCGGAAAUCCCAGCAUUUACUUCAGCAUAUAUUAUUGAAGAAGAACUAAAGGAACAGCUAAGGAAAAAACAAGAAGCUUUGAAAUGUUUUCAGAGACAAGUCAAACGCCGAGUAAAUCAACAAAUUAGGCUGAGGAAAAAGCAACAGCUUCAGAAGUUUUAUGAAGCAGCAGAAAAAGAAGGCUCUAUAGCCAUGCAAUCUUCAGAUCCAGCAUAUUUAACUCCUAAAAGGACAAGUGUUUAUCCACACAAUUUGAAUGCUGCUAUUGGAAGUUCUAGGUUGCCCGCCUCUCAGAUGCUUGAGGAUAAAAUAGAAAAUGGAGAGAAUCAGAAUGAAUUAUUCCAACAACAAGCCCAGGCUCUUAGUCAAACUAUGAAACAGGCACGUCACCGGCUGGCAUCCUUUAAAACUGUGACUAAAGAAAAGGCAUCAGUGUUUCCAGAUGAUGGAAGGAAAAGCGUUCCCACCCAAGAGAGAGUACUUUCUAGAAAACCAGCAUCCAUCAGCAUAAAUAUAGAAAGAAGAGGAGAGUUUCCCUUUAACAUCCAUCAAGGUCUUUUAACUACUGUACAUUACCAGAAUUUUAUCAAAAUUCAGGAACUUGCCUACGAGGAAUCUUCAUCUGUUGUGACAGACGAGAAAGGGAGAGAAAAUUUGUUUGGGAGCAACCAGCAGGAUAUUCUUUCUGAAGACCAGGACAAGCCUCUCAGCAGAGUUCAGAAAAUAAAAUUCAAAAAUCCAUUUGUUAAGAUAGAAGAGGAAGAGGAAAAGCAGUUACAUCUUCAGGGCCUUAAAGAUAUUCUGCCAGAAGCCCAGGAUUAUUUUACAGAAACUCAAGGUGAUGUGCCAGAAACUGAGGGUGAUUUGACAGGAAUUCAGAGUGUUGAGCUGGAAGUUCAGAGUUUUGAGCCAGAUACUCAGGCUAUUGAGCCAGAAUGCGAGUUUGGUAAGCCAGAAGACCAGGCCAUUGAGCUAGACGGCCAGGCUAAGACAGCAACUCAGGGUUUUAUACUGAAAGCCCAGAGUUUUGAGUUAGGAGAUGGGAGUUUUGUGUUGGCAGCCCAGCAUUUUCUAUCCCCAAACCAAACUUUUCUACCCAAAGACCAGGAUAUCCUACCCAAAGACCACUGUGUUCUCCCUAAAGACCAGAGUAUUCUUCUCAAAUAUCAGAAUCAAGAUUUUCUACCUACAGACCAGGAUUUUCUAACCAGAAACAAGUGUGUUCUCCCCAAAGACCGUAAUGUUCUACUCAAAUGUCAGGACCAGGAUUUUCUACCUACAGACCAGGAUUUUCUACCCAGAAACAAGUGUGUUCCCCCCAAAGACGAUAAUGUUCUAUUCAAAUGUCAGGACCAGGAUUUUCUACCUACAGACCAGGAUUUUCUACCCAGAGACCACUGUUUUCUUCCCAAAGACCAGAACAUUCUACCCAAAUGUCAGGAUCAGGAUUUUGUACCUAAAGACCAAGAAUUUCUACCAAGAGACUCGCAUGUUCUCUCCAAAGACCAGAAUAUUCUUCUCAAAUGUCAGGACCAGGAUUUUCUCCCCAGAUACCAGAAGAUUCUACCCAAAUAUCAGGACCAGGAUUUUCUAUCCAGAGACCAGCAUGUUCUAACCAAAGAGCAAAAUAUUCUACCCAAAUGUCAAAAACAGGAUUUUCUACCAAAAGACCAGUGUGCUCUCCCCAUAGACCAGAAUAUUCUACCUAAAUUUCAAGACCAGGAUUUUCUACCCAAAGAUCAGGAAAAAUAUUUCUGGCAGCCAAAAUCUACUUUGACAGCUGAAAGAUGGAAAGAGGAGUGGCCCACAAGUACCCAACAGUACCUUUUACACAGGUUCCAAGGCCAGUCUUCCACCAGAGAUCAGUUAGACCAAAAGGAAGAAGAAAGGCAGGAAAAAGCAAAUUUGAAGCAGCCAACAUCAAUGUUGAUAGGGAGAGAGGCACUUCCUCUGGAUGUCCGUCGGGAUCUUCUAUGCAGGCAUCAUCAGGUCUCCAUGAAGGACAAGAAAGUACACUUUAAGGAGCCAUACUCUAAUAUGACAGAUGAAAAAAGGAGAGGUGACUUUUCUCUGGCGGGUUAUCAGUAUGUGACUCCUAAACCCCAGGACCAGGACCUCAUCAGAGAUCAGCAGCCCUCAUCUUUUAUGAGAGAUGAAAGAGUGAGAGAGGAAUUGCCUCUGGAAUAUCAUCAGUAUGUUAUACCUAUUAAUAAAAUCCAGGACCAAGCCUCCCCUAGAGAACAGGAAAAAUAUAUCAAACAGCCCUCAUCUUUUGAGAAAUGGGAGAUUGCAAGAGGAGUUGCUUCUCAGGUGCCAUCGGUUUAUGAUGAAUAUCAAUCAGGGUUAAGCACUGAAUUCCAAGCUCCACUAGCAUUUCAGUCUGGAGUAGAUCAAGAAGAAGAUAAGAAAGAGCGUCAAAAGCAAUAUUUGAGACAUAGACGACUUUUUAUGGAUAUUGAGAGAGAACAAGUAAAAGAACAACAAAGGCAAAAAGAACAGAAGAAGAAAAUUGAAAAAAUUAAGAAAAAGAGAGAGCAACAACGUUAUGCUGAAGAGCAGAGGAUCUUAAGAAUGAGUGUUCAUGAAGAGGAGAGUAUGAGUGAGAUAUUAGCCCAGUUACAACUUGAAGAAAUAAAAGGAGCCAGAGAAAAACAGCAACAGAGAGAAAAGGAAUACCUAAGAUAUGUAGAAGCUUUACGAGCCCAGAUCCAGGAGAAAAUGCAGCUGUAUAAUAUUACUUUACCUCCACUGUGCUGUUGUGGUCCUGAUUUUUGGGAUGCUCAUCCUGAUACCUGUGCCAACAAUUGUAUUUUCUAUAAAAACCACAGAGCAUAUACUCGGGCACUACAUUCAGUCAUCAACUCCUGUGAUACCUCUGAGGGGAACUCAACUCUUCGAAUGGCCAUUCGUAAUUUUGCUUCUGCACACAGACGGACUUUGAAAAAUCUGUAAUAAGACUCUGAAAUCAACUGGAGCCCUUCCUCGCUCAGUACUUGAGACAAGAAGCCUCGCCAGGUCGGAUGAUCUGUUGGGAGAUUCACUGGGAAUGGUUCCAAGUUGGGUAUUGCCCCUACAUGAAUAUCAUGGUGUUGAUGCUGGCCUCUGCUUGGGACUCUAGAAACUGGGUGCUGGCAUUUAAGGUACUGUCCACAUCCUGCAGGGCUCCAGGGGGUUGUGUGUGGACAGGUGCCCAUCACAAGAAGGUGAGUCAAGAGUGGUGAGGGUGCAUAGCUGAGUAAAGGGGUACCUGAGCCACAGUAUCCCUCUUUGUCACUCCCUCAACCAGCAGGAAGCAAAGAGAUGGUCCAACUUACCUACAGGAGCAAGCGAGGAAGACUCCAACAUUAAUAGGAAAUUAACAUUAAUUUCCACUGCCAUCCCGGUCUCUGAACAGGGAUAUGUGGCUGGAAUUCACAGCAAGUAACAGGGUCCAGGCAAAGACUGUUUCAGGACUGGCCCUACUCCCAGAUACUUGUUGACACAC
Messenger RNA from Microcebus murinus (gray mouse lemur), 3941 nucleotides. NCBI's taxonomy places the organism in Eukaryota, Metazoa, Chordata, Mammalia, Primates, Cheirogaleidae. The record is from RefSeq and is a predicted model, not a curated record.